AUGAACGGCACCAGCUGCAACAUCACCGCCUACGAAAGCUUCCCGCUCAUCCAGCUCUGUGUUUACAUCCCGGUUUUCCUCUCGGGCAGCGUGCUGAACGCGCUGGCGCUGUGGGUGUUCUGCUGCAAACUCGACAAGUGGACAGAAACGCGGGUGUACAUGGCCAACUUGGCUCUGGCCGACUGCUCGCUGCUCUUCACUCUGCCCUUCAAAAUCCUCUCCCACUUCUACCACAUGAAGGCGGACAGAUGGUGCCUGUUUCUGGAGAGCGCCUACUUCACCAACCGCUUAAUGAGCAUCGGCGUGAUCACCGUGGUAGCUGCUGACAGGUACCUCACUAUCAAGUAUCCCCUGAAAGCCAAGAUGCUGAGGUCUCCCCUGAAGGCCGCUCUUGCCUCUGGGUUCCUCUGGAUAGUCAUCAUCGGAACCGUCCUCCUCGUUAAAAAAGUGGAGACCCGGGAGCAGGAUGAACUUUGCUUUGAGAAGCUUUCCACCGAGCCCUCGGUGCCCACGCUGGGCGUCAUCAUCGGGGGCUUCUUCGUGCCGCUCAUCAUCUUGAGUUUUUGCUCCAUACAGGUCAUCGCAGAGCUCACGAGGAAAAAAAAGGAGAARUGCCACGAGGAAAAGCUCAUCAGGAAGGCCGUCUACAUUGUUUCUGCAAACAUGGCUGUGUUCAUCCUGUGCUUUUUGCCUCUUUACAUCGGGCAUCUGCUUCGCUUUAUUUUGGACUCCACCAGCUCCAGCUGCGCCRCCAUCCAGCGGGUUAACAACUUCGUCCACCUCGCCUCGGUCCUGGCCAACGUGAACUGCUGCCUCGAUGCCAUUUGCUAUUACUUCGUCACCAAGGAAUUUAAGAGAGCCUCGCCCAAGCUGGCGAGGUCGAGGUCGGAAGGCAGCGAGGCUGCUGAAAGCUCCGCUCGCUCCCACGCGGAGCAGCCCGCGGCCCGACGCGCGCAGCCCGCGCGCCACGCGGGGACCUCCUGCGCACGGGAGCAGCCGAGGCAAACGAAAACUGCCGCCCGUUAA
Messenger RNA from Nothoprocta perdicaria, 1026 nucleotides. Its product is annotated as G-protein coupled receptor 35-like. Gene Ontology annotation, cellular component: membrane. The coding region runs from base 1 to 1026 and encodes 341 amino acids. The record is from RefSeq and is a predicted model, not a curated record. Gene Ontology annotation, molecular function: chemokine receptor activity. Gene Ontology annotation, biological process: phospholipase C-activating G protein-coupled receptor signaling pathway; positive regulation of Rho protein signal transduction; chemokine-mediated signaling pathway. NCBI's taxonomy places the organism in Eukaryota, Metazoa, Chordata, Aves, Tinamiformes, Tinamidae. The transcript has a single exon.